This is a messenger RNA of Penicillium verrucosum, 873 nucleotides long. Its product is annotated as uroporphyrinogen-III synthase HEM4. Gene Ontology annotation, molecular function: uroporphyrinogen-III synthase activity. The transcript has 2 exons. NCBI's taxonomy places the organism in Eukaryota, Fungi, Ascomycota, Eurotiomycetes, Eurotiales, Aspergillaceae. Bases 1 to 873 code for a protein of 290 amino acids. The record is from RefSeq and is a predicted model, not a curated record. Gene Ontology annotation, biological process: uroporphyrinogen III biosynthetic process.
AUGUCUCCUACAAUGUCCCCAACACCCAUCCUCCUCCUCAAAACAAAAUCCUCCCCCCACGAUGGCUACGACGACUUCUUCUCCGCACAAAACUACACCCCAACCUUCAUCCCAGUCCUCGAACACCGCUUCCUAAAACACAACCUCACCCAAGUCCGCGACCAAUUCAGCACCGGCGCAUUCACAUCCAACAACAAUGUCCCCACCCCCCCGAAAAUACGGCGGACUAAUCUUCACCAGCCAACGCGCAUACUCUUCAAUAUCCAAACAACCCCACCCCUAAUCCUGUACACCGUGGGCCCAGCAACAGCGCGAACCCUCACAACCCUGCGCGACAAACACCUCCCAAACGCCCUCAUCCACGGCGCCGACACAGGAACCGGAGAGAACCUCGCCCGUCUCAUCCUCUCACACUAUGAUUCCCUGUACCCGACUAACAAACCCGCACUCUUAUUUCUCGUCGGGGAAGUGCGGAGGGAUAUUAUCCCGAAAACACUAAUGGAUACGACCUUACCGGUGGAAAAGCGGGUUGGGGUUGAGGAGCUUGUUGUGUAUGAGACGGGUGUUAUGGAGUCUUUUGAAGGGGAUUUUGCAGAUGUCGUCGGGAGGUCGGCUGGGGAUGUUUGGGUUGUUGUUUUCUCGCCGACGGGGUGUGAGGCUAUGUUGAGGGUUCUUGGGUUAGGGCCUUUUGCUGGAACUGGAGACGGAACUGGAAAUGGAAAAGGAACUGGGAGGGUCUUUGUUGCUACUAUUGGACCUACGACGAGGGACCAUCUGCGUGAGAAGUUUGGGUUUGAGGCGCAUGUUUGUGCGCCUAAGCCUAGUCCUGAGGGUGUGCUUGAGGGUAUUGAGAAGUUUAGGAGUGGACUUUGA